This is a messenger RNA of Nylanderia fulva, 1307 nucleotides long. It is a transcript of the gene BI-1, whose product is annotated as Bax Inhibitor-1. Gene Ontology annotation, cellular component: mitochondrial membrane. The record is from RefSeq and is a predicted model, not a curated record. NCBI's taxonomy places the organism in Eukaryota, Metazoa, Arthropoda, Insecta, Hymenoptera, Formicidae. Gene Ontology annotation, biological process: cellular response to unfolded protein; negative regulation of RNA splicing; negative regulation of apoptotic signaling pathway. Gene Ontology annotation, molecular function: enzyme binding.
CUCUCUCGUCCUAUCCUCGUCUGUCUCGUCGGUCUGGCUUUUACGCGUAGUAGAAAUAUCACUGACGUGUCCCCCGUGCGAGUAUCGGCUACGUAAGUGCAUACAAUUCCUCGACCUCGCCACGACAAUUUCGUCUCUCGCGCGUCGCAGGGAACCUCGACGAGGUGAAUAAAUACCGUAUAGUCAUCCGAGUGAGUGAACGUGGGUUUAAUCAAGCGCGUCUGUCGAUCGUCAGAAAGCAGACUCCAGUCGUCCAGUUCAGAGGCAGCCGAGCGACAGCGAAAUUAUGGCAGCGGUUCUAAACACUUUUGUAAAUUCCUUCACCAACACGUUAAAUGCACCAGUCAGACAACACUUGAAGAAUGUCUAUGGUUGCUUGUCCCUCUCAACUGUAUCAGCAGCCAUAGGAGCUUAUAUACACAUUCACACGCAGCUCCUGCAGGCUAAUCUGUUGACGACUCUUGGUACCUUGGGUCUUCUUAUUGCGCUAAUGUCAACGCCUGAUAAUGGCAAAAAUCAAAAACUGCGCCUCGGUUACCUUUUGGGAUUUGCAUUCCUGUCUGGUCUCGGAUUGGGUCCCUUGCUCGAGAUGGUAAUCAGCAUAGAUCCGAGUAUAGUAGUAACAGCAUUAAUUGGUACGACGGUAGUUUUCGUUUCCUUCAGCAUUUCUGCACUUUUGGCCGAACGUGGUCGCUGGCUGUAUCUUGGUGGUGCUUUAAUCAGCAUUUUGAAUAUCAUGAUUCUGCUUUCCUUCGCCAAUCUACUCUUGCGCUCGACCUUGAUCUACCAAAUGCAUUUGUACGUGGGAUUAUUCGUGAUUUGCGGCUUUGUCAUCUAUGAUACGCAGUUGAUCAUUGAGAAGCAUCACAUGGGCAGCAGAGACUUCAUCAUGCACUCCUUGGAUUUGUUCAUCGAUUUUGUAGGUGUUUUCCGACACCUCCUUGUGAUACUUACGCAAAAGGAACUGUCCGCCAAGGAGUCACGCAAGCGUAAAGAUUGAGUGAAGAAAAACGAGUGAUCGUGGCGCAUUCAAGUAAAUCCAUUCUAGAGGUCUUCAUGUAAUCUAUCCAUACCUAGGUAUCUGUGUACAUAUACAUACCGAAAAAUUAUAUAAAUACCGAUAACUACACGUCAUACACAUAUAUAUGCAUAACAUCUCUUUAUAGUAUAAACGUGAUAUAUUACAAAACUAUAUAAAUAUAUUUAUCAUAAUGAAAAAAAGGAAAAUAUUAAAUACAGUUUAUUUAAGAAAUUCGGCUUCUCUCGUGUCCGAUUACGAAGACGAAGAUCUAUUUAUUUUGGUCAUA